AUUUUAGUGACACCACUAACUUUAUUGCAUAUAGCGCCAUCUGUAAACACAAAAGUUAGAAAUUUUUGAAAAGAACUUUUCUUUGUUAGCUAAUAAAUUGCUUUUUCGAAAGUAAACUUAACAAAAACCACCAAACAGUCAAAAGGCUGUGCGAGGGUGCUAUAAAGAGCUGAUAUUGUGUUUUUAACCAGAAGAAACAAUCAUUUUUAAAACAAAAUUUAGAAGGUGGGUUGUCAUAUCAACCAUUUCUAGAACCAAGAUGACAUCCCCACCUAAACAAUGUCAGUUUAUAAAACAAGAGGAGGUGGCCAGAGGUAAUUGGAUUUCAUUGAACAAAAUACAUUAUUCAGAUCCCACAGGCAAAGAGAGAGUCUGGGAAGCAGUAUACAGAACCACAAAACAAUCCAACAGUGCUGAUGCCGUGGUUGUAUUACCAGUGUUACGGAGAAAUCUCAAAUUUGAUUGUGUAAUCCUAGUCAAACAGUACAGACCUCCCAUGAAAAAUUAUACCAUAGAAUUUCCUGCAGGUUUGAUUGAUAAAGGAGAGACGCCUGAUAAAUGUGCUGUACGAGAAUUAAAAGAAGAAACAGGGUUUAUGGGAAUUUGUAAGCAUAUAUCACCAAUCACAUGUUUAGAUCCAGGAGUAGGAAAUACAUCUGUUUCUAUGGUAACUGUAGAGAUUGAUGGUGACACUAAAGAAAAUAUUGAACAUAAAACAAAUUUAGAUGACGGGGAAUUUAUAGAAGUUUUAAUUGUUCCUUUAAAUCAACUUUUAGUCAAAUUAAACGAACUGAGUGAAAGUGGGUUAUCUAUAGAUUCUAGAGUGUACACAUAUGCUAUAGCUCAAGAACAGGCUAAGCACAUAAAACCUGUGAAUCCAGACCAAGAACAAAUAGAGCCCUCCAUUUCUACUGAAUAUCUUAAAUAGUGUCUCUUAUUGAAUAUUCAUUACAAAACUCAUUGAACAGGAGUAAGAAAGCAACCACUUGGAAUAUAUAAUCUCUAGUACACUAAUAAUCCUAACCAAUUAAACGAAAUCUGCAUAGUCGUAAGGUACCCAUGGAGUGCCUGAGAACCUCUCCCCUAAGAAAAUCUGUGAAAAAUAGAAAUGCUUUGGUGCAUUCAGACAUCUUAUGGGACUAAAACGUAAAACAAAAACUUCAUAUUCUUAAAAAAGAUCAAUUUUCUCCAUUUUCAAUCUUGCAAGUCUACUAAAACUAAGUGUUUUAUGACGUCAUCUCCGCAAAGGUCUUAUGUGAUACAAGCAAAUUUGGCGGGGAUGACGUCUACAAUGAAUAAUUUUCCUAUGCUUAUCAAGGGAGACAAUUUUUGAUAUAAUAAUAAUGAAAGAAUAUAUUAUAUAAUGUAAUAAUGAUUUAACUGUACAAGUUUUUAGUCUACAAUUUCAAUAAAUGAAACAUAAAUAAUAUUUCUGCAAGUCCAUGCUCAAUUUGAACCAUAAACAGAAUUAGUCUACUUUAUUAGUAGGUAGUUUACGUAGUAAUCAACACAAUAUAAGUCAUGCUUGUAUAGUUUCAAUUACUAUAUAUUCUACCUCAAAAAUAAAGUGGACUACUCCAGUUUAAGUUUCCAAUUGGACUCAGACAUGCAUAACUUUCUUGUCUCGACUAUACUUCAGUUAGUUAUGAAGAAACAAUGUGUGUAAAUGAUGCAAGAUGAAGUAUACUGAUUUUAUAAUGUAAUAACUAACAAUAUCAAAGUAAAUAAAUGAUAUUACAUUUU
Molecule: messenger RNA, 1743 nt
Organism: Lottia gigantea (owl limpet)
Lineage: Eukaryota; Metazoa; Mollusca; Gastropoda; Lottiidae
Exons: 11
Coding region: 260-928 (222 amino acids)
Biological process (GO): ribose phosphate metabolic process; nucleoside phosphate metabolic process
Cellular component (GO): nucleus
Molecular function (GO): ADP-ribose diphosphatase activity
Source: RefSeq, a predicted model, not a curated record